Molecule: messenger RNA, 450 nt
Organism: Pestalotiopsis fici W106-1
Lineage: Eukaryota; Fungi; Ascomycota; Sordariomycetes; Amphisphaeriales; Sporocadaceae
Exons: 3
Coding region: 1-450 (149 amino acids)
Biological process (GO): protein localization to ciliary inversin compartment
Cellular component (GO): ciliary inversin compartment
Molecular function (GO): protein binding
Source: RefSeq, a predicted model, not a curated record
AUGGCAAGCCAAAACGGUAACGGGCCUACGACAUCUUUACCACCAGAGGCAAUUGCUUUUGCUGGUCGUAUGUUUGACGCCGCCAGGUCAGGCAACAAGGAAAUAUUCGAGCAAGCUUUGCCGGCUGGGUUGCCCGCCAAUUUGACAAACGACAAGGGCGAUACUCUGCUCAUGCUUGCGGCAUACCAUGGCCAUGCCGACUUGGUCAGGUUACUUGUCCAGCAUGGCGCAGAUCCGAACCGGAUAAAUGACCGUGGCCAGAGUCCUCUUGCUGGUGCUGUCUUUAAGAAGGAGCCCGAUGUAAUAGAUGCUUUGUUGGAGGGAGGGGCUGAUCCGUACCACGGCUCGCCAACAGCCAUGGAGUGCAUAGCCAUGUUCAAACAAGAAGACGAAUAUAGGGAAAAGUUUGAAAAUGCCCCUGGAAAAGGGAGGGCAUCAGCGGCAACAUGA